GUUCGCGCAAACAGUAAAUCUAAGGAAACUAAAGAAACAAAACUUAAUCCAUGGGGAGGGAUUAAUCGUUGCUAGGGAGAGUACGAAUUUUUAGCUGCUCGCAAUCCAUGAUGCAAUCUAUUUUAUUUCCGGUACAACCACCGUGCGUUACGCCGGCCUAUUAAUAAAACCCGUUUAAUUUUGUCAUCGAUCAGCUCGAUCGAUUAAUCACCCUGGGUGUUUUCCGAUCUAUCAGACGUUCAAGGGAAUAUCCUGUCGCGGUCUAAUUAUUUAUUUAUAUUCGCGAGAUGCACAACUAUGGCGCCGCGCCAAAAUCGAGUCGACGUCGACGCGACGAUCGAGCACGAUGACUCUUGCUUGGCGCAGAUUGGCUUCGGAACGGCCACGCUACGCAACACCGAUCGGUCGAUAUAUCGAUUGUAUCACUGUGAAUGGGCUCCGAACAGAAUGAAUCAGAGGAAAGAAUUAAGAUCCUUAUGAAACGUCCUCGGAUUUCUAUUGUUCUUCGUCGCUGAUUCAUAGACAAUCGAUAUUCUAACAUCAACGAUCGCUUCGCGUUUUAAAAUUAAGCCGAGGGUUUAAUCGUUAUGCGCAGUUGGUAAUUUUAUCUUCGAUAGAAUGGCUGUGAUAUUUUCAUCGAAAUGAAGCCGAAACAGUUAACGCUCCAACAACAUUCGGAGAAAAUCUUAUACGAAUAUUACGAUUGCACAGUUCUGGAAGUAGAAUAAGCUCUUUAUGGUCGGACACCUUGUAAACUGUGAACAUUGUGAACGUAUCGAGUUUAUAAAUACGUAAAUUUCGAUACAAGUAUUAAGAAGCAUUCGAUAAAUCAACGAAUUCGCUGCGCGAGCGUAGGCAAAGUAUCGUUGAACGAUUGAAAUAAUGAUGAAAAGCAAGAUUAACCGCGGAGACAUUAAAAAGCAUAAAGAACGUAAAGAAUACAAAGGAGAAACUUGCGAAAAACAUCGUUGGAACUUUCGAAAGAAGAGACAAAUAAUACCCGCAAGCUUCGCAUACUAUCGUCGAAUGUGUGACUGCAUUGACACGUCUUGAGUCACGAAUGAAAUCGCGUGAUGCCGAUGCACAGUACGUAGCGUACGAAGCUUCUAUUAAUAAAAUCGAACAACCGCGAUCCAAUUAUUACCGAGAGGUGCUGAUUGGUCGUCCUCAAUUUGGCAAUCGCAAAAAAAAGCUACAAAAGAUACCACCGCUCGCGGUCGGCCCAAUUUUUCGUGACCGUUCCAUUGCAAGUGUCACCUCCGAUCAUCCGACUAUGAGAAAUUCGUAAGUAGCAAAGUGUCGGUCGGACCAGCGAACACCUGUUCCUCUACGCGGGACCAUUGAAAACGAUCGUUUCUAUUCAAGGUAAAGGUUGGAUAACGAAAAUUAACAAACGCGCACAGACGAACGAAACAGAAAUCAUCCGAAUCAACGUAUCCGAAACGAUUCAAUCUGGAUUAAGGUCGCAGAGAAACCUGCGAUCCAUGUUCUUCAUCGAACGCAACGAUACCAGCUGAACUCAGAAGAGAGGACAGUUCGAAAUCUCGUAAAGUACCCUGCUCAGGAACGAAAGAAACGAAACGGUGUCGGUCGAUCCUCGAAUCGCAGUCUCUAUCGUAAAGAAUCAUCGAAGUCGAGAAGAAGGAGCCGAUCUCUUCCUUUCGCAGGAAGAGGAUCCCUUCGGGUUCAGAACCGCAACGAAAAUGACGCAACCUGCCAUGUACGUUCCCGUGGAGUCGAAAUGGAAGCACUGGCCCACCUACAUCUACGACACGAACUACAAAUACGGAAUCAAUUUCUACCAGCCGAUGAUCGAUUACAUCGACAGAAGAGGAAGAACGUCGACGACUUCUUAUCGCGACUAUCGUAGCCCGUCGAGGUCGGAAAUGCCGGAGCUGCCGUGGUCCGAUGGCAGGCUUCUAUGGGGAGAAAGACCCGUGGAACCCUACUCGCGGCGCGAGCUGAUCCAACACGCGGUCGACGCCGAAGACCAGGCCAGGGAGCACCUGCGGCAGUUCAAGGUAGCGAAUCGGUCCGACUUCAGUUUGUCGAAGACAGCGCAGGCCAGCCACGUGACCAGGGAAGUGUUUCCGGGCCGGUUAGAGGCGACCAGGAUAAGUCCGUGGAGUUUGUUCGUGCAGAGCGCGCGCGUUAGGAGCGAGGCUAGACAGCUGCAGCGUAAAAUGGCGGAGAUCGAUCUUCAGUGCUUGAGAGACAUGCAGGCGUUGACCGAGGCUCGCACCACCCUCGAUCAGGCGAAAAGCCUGCGCGGCAAGUCCGCGAGAGCGAUCGAGAUCCAGCUCCGAGCGGAGGCUAUAGCGAACCUGAACAGGAGCCAGCAGCUCGCGGAUCUCAGGAAAGCUCAGCUGCUCGACGAAGCGAUAUUCGAUGGCAGGGAGCGGCUGUGGCUGUCGCGAGAGCUCACGAGAAAGCUCGACAUUGACGAGGAUAGACUGACCGCACCGUUGGGCUGCCUGAGCAGGGAACUGAAAGGAUACGAGAAGAAAUCCGCCAACUAUCUCCUGAACCAGAGGUACCGAGACCCAACGAGACCGAGACGGUUGUACGGAUGCCUGGGAUAGGGACCUUUCCAUUGGACCGCGAAUGCUCUUGUAGAUAAGCCUUGUAGUUGCUGUGGGUAAGAUCUAUGUGACACGGAGCAACGAGGAUGAACAAUAAAUGAGAGACUUUCGAUAUCGAA
Megalopta genalis is the source of this 2701-nucleotide messenger RNA. Its product is annotated as paramyosin, short form. Lineage: Eukaryota; Metazoa; Arthropoda; Insecta; Hymenoptera; Halictidae. The record is from RefSeq and is a predicted model, not a curated record.